UUCACAAACCGCUUGUUUCAAAUUGGUUAAACAAGAUGGCGACUUAUGACGAUGAGUCGGACAGCUAUCUGUAUUCCUAUAACCCUUACUCUUACAGAUAUUUAAAUCCUAAACCCAAGGGUUUAAGUUGGCGACAAAAAAGCUACUUGUCAAGUUAUGGAGACUCCGGUGAAUAUUUUGAUAACUAUCAAAGAGCGCACCUCAAAUCCAUUUUGUCACAGAUUAAUCCAAACCUGACACCGAGGCUAAGGAAAGCUAACACCAAAGACGUCGGGAUCCAGGUGAACCCUAAAACCGACGCUUCUGUCCAGUGUUCCUUGGGUCCCAGAACCUUAGUGGCGAGUAAGAGAGAGGCGCUGAGAUGGAGAAGGCCAACGACUCCGAUAACGGGGAGCCCUGUGAACAACCUCGCCAAAACCGUGCGCUUUCCCAGGACGCUGGCCUUAUACUCUCCUAUUGCUGCUAGGAGGCCACCCUCCUUUCUUGAAGAGAAAUACGACCGAGAAAAACCAGAAGGGGAUCCACCAGAAACGACUGAAAAGGUCCAAGUGCAAGAUGAUGACACUAAGUCCACUCUGGAAGAAAAAGAAGCCUCUCCAGCAUACGAUAAAGACAGCAUGAAGACCGACACUGGCAGUGGUGUCGGGGCAGCACAAGAAAAUGAUUCAAGUGGCGCCCAGAAAGAGGGACAAGAUGGUAACAGAAGUAGGGCGAGGGUGAGAUUUCAGUUCUUGGAACAGAAAUACGGCUACUACCACUGUAGAGAAUGUAAUCUACGCUGGGAGAGCGCAUAUGUUUGGUGUGUUCAGGGCACAAAUAAAGUAUACUUUAAGCAGUUUUGCAGAACAUGUCAAAAAGCUUUCAAUCCUUAUCGUGUGGAGGACAUUACCUGCCAAGUCUGCAAACGGGCCAGAUGCAUAUGUACUGUGACUAUGCGCCAUGUUGACCCCAAGAGACCCCAUCGCCAGGAUCUAUGUGGGAGAUGCAAGGGGAAACGGCUGUCUUGCGACAGCACUUUCAGCUUUAAAUAUAUUAUUUAAGUUUAAUGUUUUGCAAAAGAUCCUGCUGGAUUACUGAAAUCCUAUUUUGAAAGAUUUAAAGAAGUGAGGCUGGGAUAAAUGUGCUUAAUUUUGUUUGCUUUGAAAGCAGGAUCAACUACUGAAUGUAAAAUGACAGUAAUGUGCACAGUUGUUUGUAAACUUUAUUUUUUUUUUCUCGACUUAAUUACUCAUUGAAAAGUGUGGGGCAGACAUGGUGUAACAAAUCUACACUUUAGCUUUACAAAGCUAAUGUUGUAGAGUUAUAACUUAUUACAUUGAACAGUGUCUACCAAUCUGGUGUACUUGGUUUUUCUAGUAAAAACUUUUGUAAUCAAACAAAUAGUAUUGAUUACAAAAUGUAUGUGAGUACAAUGGUUAGGGUAAAUAAAUAUACAGCAAGGUGGCUUUUUUUCCUGACACAUCAGAAGUUAUGUACCAUCACCCAAGUACUAUACCUCUCACCUUGGUUUUGAUUGUUGGUCUAUCAUUCUGAAAGAAAUACGCUAGUUCUCAAGAAUCUUCUCUAGGACCAAGUAAGAAAAUCCACAAAACACUAUUGUACCAAAAUCAGCUGUUUCGUCUAUCCAAAACAAAAUCACAACUGCAUAGACUUAGUGGGGCCAUAGCAUUUUACAAUUCCCAGUGUACCGUCUGUAGACCAUUAAAGUCUAACACUGUAUACAUCUCCAAAUUAACGGUCAAAAUAUUAGCUUGGAUAAUCAUAUCAUUUUAAAACUGUAUGUUCUACUGCGAAAGCAC
This is a messenger RNA of Acipenser ruthenus (sterlet), 1799 nucleotides long. Its product is annotated as zygote arrest protein 1.S-like. Bases 36 to 1040 code for a protein of 334 amino acids. Gene Ontology annotation, cellular component: cytoplasm. The record is from RefSeq and is a predicted model, not a curated record. Gene Ontology annotation, biological process: translation. The transcript has 4 exons. Gene Ontology annotation, molecular function: mRNA base-pairing post-transcriptional repressor activity. NCBI's taxonomy places the organism in Eukaryota, Metazoa, Chordata, Actinopteri, Acipenseriformes, Acipenseridae.